CUGUGAGGACACUUCUGGAGCGGCUUCUGCUCCGACUGGACGUCUCUCUGACGAUGGAGCUGCUCAACUCCAGUCACGCGGGCUUCAACGGCUCCGACCUGAGCAGCGCCUUCACCCAGCAGGUGCUGCCGCCCCUCUACCUGCUGACCUGCGCGGUGGGCCUGGUCCUCAACGGCGGCGCCGCCUGCGUCUUCUUCCGGGUUCCCACCGACUCGGCUCUGGUGGUCUUCCUGAAGAACAUGCUGGUGGCCGACCUGCUGAUGCUCACCACCUUCCCGCUGCGGCUGGUGGCUCAGGUGGGCGUGGCCGGCUGGCGCCUCCACGUGGUCAUGUGCCGCUACACGGCCGUGCUCUUCUACUCCUCCAUGUACGUGGGGAUGGUCUUCAUGGGCCUCAUCAGUCUGGAGCGCUACGCCGCCGUGGUCCGCGCCUCCGGUGGCGGCGUCCUGCGGCGGCUGCGCGGCGCGGGCCCGGCCAGAGGGCUGGCUCUCCUGGUGUGGCUCCUCCUCCUCCUGUGCGUCCUGCCCAACGCCGUGCUGACCAGCCGACCGGCCCGGCGCGAGACGUCGCGCCGCUGCAUGCAGCUCAAGUCGGCGCUGGGCGUGCAGUGGCACCGCGUGUCCACGCUGCUGUGCGUGGCGCUCUUCUGGCUCACGCUGCUGCUCCUGGCUUUCUGCUACGCCUCCAUCGCGCGGCAGGUCCGGCGCUCGUCGCGCCGCGUCCGCCGCUCCGCCGCCGCCGCCGCCUGCCGGCGCUCGCACCGCAGCAUCUUCAGCCUGCUGGCCGUCUUCCUGGUCUGCUUCGUGCCGUACCACGUGUGCCGGGUGCCCUACACGCUGAGCCAGAUGCCGUGGUCGCGCUUCAGCCCCGGCUCCAGGCUGCUGCUCUUCCAGGCGAAGGAGGCCACGCUCUUCCUCUCGGCUCUCAACGUGUGUCUGGACCCGGUGGUCUACUUCCUCAUGUGCACCACCUUCAGGGACUCGCUGCUCAGCAGGCUGGCCACAGGGGGGCGCCGCAGAGCCCACGGCCAGAGCCUCGGCAACAUGGCGAGACGUUAGCCUCACUGACCGCGGCGGAGCGGUCCUCGUCUCCAUCACUGUCACCGCCUUCGUCUUCAUCAUCAGCACAUUUGUCUUCAUCAUCACCACCUUCCUCUUCAUCAUCACACCGUCUUCAUCAUCACCACCUUCGUCUUCAUCAUCACCACCAUCUUCAUCAUCACACCGUCUUCAUCAUCUCACUUCAUCUUCGUCACCACCACCAUCUUCAUCAUCACACCUUCGUCUUCAUCAUCACCACCUUCGUCUUCAUCACACCUUCCUCUUCGUCACCACCACCAUCUUCAUCAUCACACCUUCGUCUUCAUCACACCUUCAUCAUCAUCACCACCGUCCUCUUCGUCACCACCACAGCCAUGGUUUCUCAGCAUCAUGACGCGUGUCACGCCUGCUUCACGUCUCCAACUGUAACCCAGGACAUCAGCCCUUGUACAAACACAUGCGACAGGAUGUUUGACUGAAAUAACCAUCAGUGGCGGUUUGAAGCUUCCUGUCGAGCAGCAGCCACUUCCUGUUUCACACAUCUGACUCGCCAGUUGGGGGGUUCCCCCCGGCCGCUCCACGUAUCCCCCCACCCCCAGCUGCAGCUCUGCAGCUUGAAUGACGCUGUUUCAGUGCUGAAUUGCUCUUCGCCUCUCCUUCACCAUGAUGGAGGAAUCAGUAUCACAAUAAACCAACAAACACAGUGGUGGCACUUUAACAAGUUCAUUACGAUUCAUUAUUUACAACAAAAAAGUAACUGAAUUGAACGGACCAGUCUGCUCUCCAGACAGCAGGGACCCUCUGUCAGUGCAGCAGUUCCUGCUCCACUGAUGCAGCCAGGAUGAGAACAACAACAACAACCAUGGAGGAAUCCUCCCUGAACCAAAGCAGCUGUUGGCUUUGGUUCAGGGAGGUUUUUCACUACACAGUGUCCAGGGUUUCCACCACUCUGGAUGGACUGGACAUUCUGAUCCAGAUAUUUCCAAGACAUGAAAAGAGUUUCAGUUGAACUCGGGUGAGAUCGAGACUUGAACAGAGCUUCAGUUGAACUCGGGUGAGAUCGAGACUUGAACAGAGCUUCAGUUGAACUCGGGUGAGAUCGAGACUUGAACAGAGCUUCAGUUGAACUCGGGUGAGAUCGAGACUUGAACAGAGCUUCAGUUGAACUCGGGUGAGAUCAAGACUUGAACAGAGCUUCAGUUGAACUCGGGUGAGAUCAAGACUUGAACAGAGCUUCAGUUGAACUCAGGUGAGAUCAAGACUUGAACAGAGCAUCAUGGUGGUUUAUUGUCAAACUGGUGCAGAAUCAACAAUAUUCUGUUGUUUAACUGUGUACGGCUCCAUCCAUCAUCCAUCAUCCCCAGCCAGCCUUGAGCCUCUUGUGAGGACGAGGGUUUAUCAUCACCACAUUUCCUUUCUCUUUCAUUUCCCCAAAUAUUGUCCCUCAGUGGGACAUUGCGAGCCACUCUCUCUCUCUCUCACACACA
Synchiropus splendidus (mandarinfish) is the source of this 2527-nucleotide messenger RNA. RefSeq names its product P2Y purinoceptor 14. Bases 54 to 1058 code for a protein of 334 amino acids. Lineage: Eukaryota; Metazoa; Chordata; Actinopteri; Syngnathiformes; Callionymidae. Gene Ontology annotation, cellular component: membrane. The transcript has 2 exons. The record is from RefSeq and is a predicted model, not a curated record. Gene Ontology annotation, molecular function: G protein-coupled purinergic nucleotide receptor activity. Gene Ontology annotation, biological process: G protein-coupled receptor signaling pathway.